AUGCCUGGGUCCAUGGAGAUGCAACCACCUUACAACACCGUUCCCGGUGUUCAGACACCUGCAAAAGAAGAUGCCGACUUCAUAGAGAGCACAGAAUCCGGCAUUCCCUCGACGUACGCGGAUAUCGUGGCCUGUCGCCUGUCCAAGGCGCACCGCGACUAUUUGAUGGAACGACAUGGAUCGUUAGAACUCGAUCCCAUUCCUAGCAUGGACCCUGCGGAUCCUUAUAAUUGGCCAUCCUGGAAGAAAAUCACAAAUCUCCUUCUAGUCGCAUUCCAUGCGUGCAUGGGCACCUUUGCCGCCGCAGGUAUCAUUCCUGCAUAUGAAACGAUUGCAACCGAUUUUGGCGUUAGCGUUCAGGACGCGAGUUAUUUGACCUCCAUUCAGAUUGCCAUCCUGGGAGUGGCACCGGUAUUCUGGAAGCCGCUGUCAAACCGCUGGGGACGCCGCCCCAUCUUCCUCCUUUCCUUAAUCUGCAGUCUCGUCUGUAACGUAGGAUGUGCGGAAAGCACUAGCUAUUCCUCCACGGCCGUCUGUCGGGCGUUGCAGGCCUUUUUCAUAUCGCCUGCUUCGGCGAUCGGAAGUGCAGUAGUAAUGGAGACGACGUUCAGAAAAGAUCGAGCUCGGUACAUGGGUAUAUGGACGUUGUUGAUUACAUUGGGGAUCCCGAGCGGGCCCUUCAUUUUCGGCUUCGUUACGUAUCGGCUGGGCUACCAAUGGAUCUACUGGAUUCUGGCGAUAAUAAACGGCGUUCAAUUCAUCUUGUAUCUUUUUCUCGGGCCGGAAACACGGUACAUCGGGGGCGAUCAUGACCCCGACCAGCCCGCCUGGGUGCGAGAGUAUGCCCAGCUUCGCCGGAUUGAUCCCACUCCUUUGUCAUUCUGGGAGUUCGUUAGACCUCUGGGCAUGUUCAUGCACCCUUGCGUUUCCAUCCCUACAGUCGCAUACGCAAUGGUCUUCUGCUUGAGCAACGUAAUGACCACUGUCGAAGUGCCGAAUUUGCUGCAGACCAAAUUUGACCUCAACUCGGAGCAGCUGGGCCUCCAGUUCAUCGGACCGAUCAUUGGAUCUGUUAUGGGUGAGCAGCUAGGAGGCGUGCUGUCAGAUCGCUGGAUGAAUCUGCGCGCGAGGAGAAUCAAUCGCAAGCCCCAGCCCGAACACCGACUAUGGCUCAGCUACAUCGGCUUCACCCUGUGCAUUGUGGGCUUGAUAGUAUUCCUGGUUCAGACGCAGGAAGCCACAGUUGGCCGCUGGAAUGUAACCCCCAUUGUUGGUAUUGCCAUCUGUGCUGGAGGCAACCAAAUUGUAACCACGGUCCUCAUCACGUAUGCCGUUGACUGUUACCACAAAGAAGCAGGCAAUGUCGGCGUGUUUAUCACCUUCGUCCGGCAGCUAUGGGGCUUCCUGGGACCGUUCUGGUAUCCAUCCAUGUUUGCCAAUGUUGGUGUAGCUGCCAGUGCUGGGGUUUGUGCAGGUCUCAUCGCAGGCGCCAGUGUCAUCCCGAUCCUUGUCUUGCAUUGGCAGGGACGGAAUUGGCGUCCUCCCAUUGAGGAAUGAACUGUGAACACGAAUCUCUUUCCAUCUCUUCCUUCUUUUUCUGCUUUCUUGCGCACUUGGAUAAUUUUGCGGAGACGGUCUGCGUUGCAUCCGGAAACGACGACAUCAUCGAACAUAAACGACCCUAGACAUUAGAUAUAGAUCCGGACAUGGCCUGGAAGCCAGAGCAACGGCGCCCUUGUAUAUAGAGAUGCAUGGCAGAUAGAAAGCAAUGCGGUGCGGCGAAUUGAAGAAUCAAAUCAAUCAAGAAAACAUCCAAGAGAAAACAAUUCCCCCUAGAGCACGGAAAAACAAAAAGUAG
Molecule: messenger RNA, 1858 nt
Organism: Aspergillus heteromorphus CBS 117.55
Lineage: Eukaryota; Fungi; Ascomycota; Eurotiomycetes; Eurotiales; Aspergillaceae
Product: putative MFS transporter
Exons: 6
Coding region: 1-1557 (518 amino acids)
Biological process (GO): transmembrane transport
Molecular function (GO): transmembrane transporter activity
Source: RefSeq, a predicted model, not a curated record